Molecule: messenger RNA, 2121 nt
Organism: Hordeum vulgare subsp. vulgare (domesticated barley)
Lineage: Eukaryota; Viridiplantae; Streptophyta; Magnoliopsida; Poales; Poaceae
Product: pentatricopeptide repeat-containing protein At5g08510
Exons: 2
Coding region: 1-1536 (511 amino acids)
Biological process (GO): RNA modification
Molecular function (GO): RNA binding; protein binding
Source: RefSeq, a predicted model, not a curated record
AUGGAGGAAGUGAAACGGCUUCACGCGCGCUUGCUCCGGCGCGGGGUGCGCCGCCUGCAGCCGCUCCUCCUCCGCGUCCUCGCCGCCGGCGACCUCCGCUACGCCGCGCUCCUCCUCGCCUCCUCUCCCCGCUCCGCCACUCUCCACGACCGCCUCCUCCACGCGCUCGCGUCCUCGCGCAGCCCGCUCCUCAUCCCCUCCUUCUCCCGCGCCCACCGCCUCCGCCUCCUCACCCCUCUCUCCUUCACCUUCCUCCUCUCCUCGCCCCCCUCCUCCUCCGCGCCCUCCGCGCUCCCCGCCCACGCCCUGCUCGUCAAGUCCGGCCACUUCGCGUCCGGCGACCCCUUCCUCGGCUCCGCGCUCGUCUCCUUCUACGCCAGGAACCGCCUCCUCGCCGACGCCAGGCGGGUGCUCGACGAAAUGCCGCGCAGGGACACGGCCGUGUGCAACGCGCUGCUCUCGGCCUACGCGAGGGCCGGCCUCCUCGACGCCGCGGAGAAGCUGUUCGGGGAAAUGCCGGACCGGAACGUCGUCUCGUGGACCGCCAUGGUGUCCGGCUACGCGCAGAACGGACGGCACGCGGAGGCCGUGGCGGCGUUCCUGGAGAUGUGGGAGCGGGCAGGGGUGCAGCCGAAUGAGCUGACGGUGAGCAGCGUGCUGCCCGCGUGCGCGGCUGUUGGGGCCAUGGAGCUGGGGAUGAAGGUGGAGGAGUACGCGAGGGGCAAAGGCCACCUGAGUAAUGUGUUUGUCACCAAUGCACUGCUGGAGAUGUAUGCCAAGUGUGGCAGCAUCCAAAGAGCUUGGCAGGUGUUUCAGGGGAUCGGUCGUCGGCGAGAUCUCUGUUCUUGGAACUCGAUGGUCAUGGCGUUUGCCUUGCAUGGCUCCUGGAGGGAAGCCCUUGCCCUGUUCCAUAAGCUGAGGAUGACAGGGGUGAAACCAGAUGGUAUCACAUUUGUUGGAGUCAUUUUGGCUUGCACUCAUGGAGGUUUGGUGGAUGAAGGAAAGCUACUCUUCAACUCCAUGGAGGCCGACUUUAGUAUUACUCCAAGAAUCGAGCACUAUGGUUGCAUGGUUGAUCUGCUUGGGCGUGCUGGUCUCCUGAAUGAAGCCUACAGUAUGAUAGUAAGCAUGCCAGUGGAGCCUGACGCCGUCAUCUGGGGAGCGUUGCUCGGUGCCUGCAGCUUCCAUGGAAACGUAGAACUAGCGGAAACAGCAGUAAACAAACUCAUCUUUCUCGAGCCACAAAACACUGGAAAUCUGGUGAUCCUGUCAAACAUAUACGCGUCGUCUGGAAAAUGGGACGGUGUUGCCCAGGUAUGGAAGUUGCUCAAGGAGAAAGACCACAAGAAAUCAGCUGGGUACAGCUUCAUUGAGCUAGAUGGCAAGAUGCACAAGUUCCUUGUUGAGGAUAAGUCGCAUCCAAGAUUCGUGGAGGUGUACAGCAUCCUUGACAGUGUCACAUUGCUCAUGAAGCUUGUCAGACUAGAAAAUGAGGAAGAAGUGGAACAGCUGUUUCUGUCACCUGUAGAGUUCUAAAUUCAUAGAGAUGUGAAGAGACUGUUAUAGAAAAAGUGAGCUCAAAUUGAUGUAGAAAGGGAUUAUUCAAAAAAGUGGCAACAGAAGGAAUGUCAAAUCAAGUGAGUGCAUAGCACCACCUGGGCAUGGACUCUUCUCUUCUUGAUGCUAUAAAUCAAAAUGGUCGUUCAUGCUGUGUUUGCUAUUAAGAUGCACAGACCACUGGGAAUUCCAGACGAAGCAUAUAAUUCCAAGAUACAGCCCAACAAGGUACGUUUAUUCUUGAAUAACGAAAUCGACAUACGAGAACCGAUAUGAUAAGCAAAUGAGCACAGAGUACAGAAACAUAUUGUGUUGAGGUCUUGAGGAUAUAUAAUUUGUUGAGUCUGUGCGCUUCAUUGCUGCCACACUAUGUAGUGUCAUGAGCAGAGGCGGGAGGGAGAAAGUAGUAGCAGAAAUAGUGAGUUUGUUUAUAGCUCCCAUGCACAUGCAGGAUGCAGCCAUUCCCUGGACCAACCUUUUUUUUUUGCCAAGAUCUAUGGUGGAAUCUUGGAAAUUGUUUGCUCGUUUGCAGAACAUAAUAAAAAUGGCUUGAAUUUUCUUUCC